GAAUUCCUUUGCAUCUCAAACCAGUUAAAGGGAAGAGAAGGCAAAUUUCAAUCAGAUGGCAAAUUUCAAUCAGAAUUCCUUUGCAUCUCAAACCAGUUAAAGGGAAGAGAAGGCAAAUUUCAAUCACAAUCAGAAUUCCUUUGCAUCUCAAACCAGUGAAAGGGAAGAGAAGGCAAAUUUCAAUCAGAAUCCUUUGCAUCUCAAACCAGUCAAAUGUCAAUUUUCUUUCUUUCCGGCCCGCCAAGUUUCUCUCUCUCGUGCAAAGGGACGUAUAAAAGAAGGAAUUGAGGGGCAAUGAAUUAACCAGAGAACGAAUUUAGUUUCAAGAGUUUCAAUGGCUCUAGGCUUUCUGAUGAACUACUACUUGUUUCUUCACGUUGCUGUAUUCAUUCUUUUCCCAAACAGUAGCCACGCAGCUGAUCAUCAUCUCGCAAACUCAAAUAAACAUGUGGCUCUCUUCGUAUUUGGGGAUUCGAUAUUUGAUGUUGGAAACAAUAACUACAUCAACAGCACCACUCGGACACAGGCAAAUUUCUGGCCAUACGGUGAAACCUUCUUCAAUCACCCAACUGGUAGAUUUUCUGACGGCCGCCUGAUCCCAGAUUUCAUAACUGAGUAUGCAAAGCUUCCAUUGCUUCCACCAUACAAACAACCUGGCAACAACCAUCAAUACAGCAAUGGGGUGAACUUUGCGUCUGCUGGAGCAGGAGCACUAGUUCAAACUCACCAAGGAAGGGUCAUUGACCUUAAUAUGCAGCUAAUCUAUUUUAAGAAUGUGAAGAAAGUGUUGAAGCAAGAUAUGGGUGAAACAAAAGCCAAGAAAAUAUUGUCGACAGCUGUUUACUUAUUCAGCAUUGGAAGCAACGAUUACUUGUUUCCUUUCGUGACAAACUCUAGUUUUUUCCAGUUGAAUUCUCCGGAAGAUUAUGCGAAGAUGGUUAUUGGAAACAUAACAGAUGUGAUCAAAGAAAUAUAUGAGGCUGGAGGAAGGAAAUUUGCUUUUGUUUCCCUGGGCCCAUUGGAUUGUGUACCACUUGCAAGGGUGCUCAAUCCAACUGGUGAAUGUUUGCAAGAAAUUAGGGCUCUGAUUAAGCUGCACAAUACUGCCUUUUCAAAAGUCCUUACAAAGCUAGAAAUGCAGCGACAAGGAUUCAAAUAUUCAAAUUUUGACUUCUACAAUUCUGCUACGGACAUGAUGGAAAAUCCAUCCAAAUACGGUUUCAAGGACGGGAAGAGUGCAUGCUGUGGAUCGGGACCAUACAGGGGAGUUAAUAGCUGUGGAGGGAAGAGAGGGGUGAAAGAGUACGAGUUGUGCAGCAACCCCAGUGACUAUAUUUUCUUUGAUGCUGCUCAUCCAACUGAGAAAGCGAACGAGCAACUUGCCCAGCAAAUGUGGAGCGCAGCUCCAAGCAUUGUCGGGCCUUACAAUUUGGAAGCCCUCUUUGAACAAGUGUAGAAAACCAGAAUUGUAUCUUAAUUCUAAUUAGGACAUUUCAUGAUAUUUCUGUUUUUGGUAUUUCCCUUUCUGUUCCAGACUUCUUUUAGUUUGGGAUUGUGAGCCCAUCACGAGACCAAUUUAAGAUAUUCGUGUGUUUGUUUGUGGUUGUAGGAAGAUUGUAUAGCUAUUGGCCGGUUUUAGAGUUGAAUUCCACCCCAAUUAAUAUUGUUGUUUAUAAA
Messenger RNA from Rhododendron vialii, 1677 nucleotides. Its product is annotated as GDSL esterase/lipase 1-like. The transcript is spliced from 5 exons. Lineage: Eukaryota; Viridiplantae; Streptophyta; Magnoliopsida; Ericales; Ericaceae. Gene Ontology annotation, molecular function: hydrolase activity, acting on ester bonds. The record is from RefSeq and is a predicted model, not a curated record. The coding region runs from base 335 to 1456 and encodes 373 amino acids.